Messenger RNA from Rhipicephalus sanguineus (brown dog tick), 924 nucleotides. RefSeq lists its product as uncharacterized. Lineage: Eukaryota; Metazoa; Arthropoda; Arachnida; Ixodida; Ixodidae. Bases 116 to 757 code for a protein of 213 amino acids. The record is from RefSeq and is a predicted model, not a curated record. The transcript is spliced from 7 exons.
UUUUUUUAAUAAUGCUCAAUUGAGCAUCGACUUAGAGUAGCGAAUACUGAAAAAGGAAGGUAAUCGGUCGUGCGUUCUAUCCAAUCUGACGAAGCACUAGUCGGCUUGGUUCGACAUGGGCAGGAGAUUUUUAUACAGCGUUGUUCUCACCUCCGUGAUAUGCUGCCUGUUGAUUCGGAGUCUAGUUUCAGCUUUACUGGGAUCUACAGAAAAAGUAAAAGAGCUGAUGCAAAAUCCGAAGAGUCUCAUCCUAGGGAUGAUGCCAGAUGUCCCUUACCUGUAUUUGAACUUCAGGUGCUUCAACUGCACAUUAGACAGCGCCGAAGGAGAAGUUGCCGUUCGUACCGUUUUCUACAGAAAAUGGGAAAAUGUGAGUUUCACGUCGUACAAAUUCCAGGUUUCUCUAACUGCUCGAGACGGAGUUGGAGUAAGCCUCCUCGACGUGGCACCUACAGGUUCCGAAUCACUUCCCGCAUUGGUGGAUCGCACAUACACCGUUAUCUUUGUCACGGGAAGCUGCAUCAUAUUACGCGACGACAAAACAGCCUUUUUAAAUAACCCAAUUUUCCUCCUGUGGCAACAAGACGGCGUUUACGAUGCCGACUAUUAUGAGUGCGUGGAGGUUUAUGACUACAUAUCCAGUCGCAGUGCUUUCGAUUCUCGCAAAUGCAACAACUGCUGCGAUAGCAUGCCUCAAGUAAUGGGAUACAUAGGCAAUCAAUGUGGCUUUCGACUUAGCAACGCUGACGCGCCAUGACUCAGCAUACGCUGUAAAAUUGUAUCAGCAUUCUGCAGAGCAAAUAUUGUACGCUCUUCUCACGAGACAAUGUAGCCGCCUGCAGUGAAUGUAUUUUACAUAACUCGCAUUCAGCGUCAUUUACAUAGGCUUUAAGGAGCGACCGCAAAAUAAAUAUUGUUCGCAUC